AUGGCAUCACCUGCAGCACACAUCGUCCAUCUCAGUGGCGAGCCGGGCCCGGACAACCGCCAGGUCGCCUACCGCUUUUUCAUGAUGUUACGCGACUUCUUCAUCGAGCUGGAUGUUACUGUUGACUGGUCGGAUGAGGAAGUACCCCGGCGAAUGAGAGUCCAAGCAUCAAUAGCCGGAGAGCUCGCGAGAGCGGCGCUAAGAGUUGGGAAAGCGUACACAGGAACCGCCCUGCGCUUCAAGGGCGUGAGACGCGAUGACUGCUUAGGGGGUAAUGGGUUGAAGAGGUUUCGAACACAUGCAAUUCACAUUCGAUAUAAGCUUGGAUACUGCCCAAUCCACUGGGCAGUCUUCAUCCGUGCACUUCUGCCAAGCGCGUGGUUGGUAAAAGUUUACGAGAUCAAGAUCAAGUCGCAGCUUGCACGCGAGCUCGUCAAUCGAUGUAAGUGAGCUUGCGGAAGUGAAGUACCAGCGAUAUCUGACUGAUAUACUAGAUGAGCGUGAUCUAAACCCCAAGUUCGGUGCUUUCGACGCUACGUUCGCUCCACUGCGCGUUCCAUUCACGUUGGGACAGCUACUGCAGGAGCUGUUCGUCGGCGAGUUUGACACGUCCAACGCCAGACUUCUCCGCAGUCUCCUCGACACGAAGCAGAAAAAAAGGAUAAUGGCCAACGUCAAGUGUUGUGUUCGCGCGGAGAAAGAGAAGAACCAGCCCCUUUCCAAAGGCGACAUCAACAGCGCAGAACCAGACAACCGGCGCAACAGCGCCAUCUUCUUCACGCGCAUGAACGACUUCCUCACCUGGCUAUUUCUGAGCUGGUGGAUGCGCGACUCCACUGAUGCAGCUGAGAACGAGGAGGUCUACAACGCCGUCACCAACGAAAGCAAGUUUCUGAUUGGGCUCCAAGCUACAUUGCUCGAAGCGCCACGUUCGCGUGCAAUAACACACAUCAGAUUCUAUGGGUGGAAGUGCCAGUAUCUGGGUGGCUCUAUUGCUGCGUAUCUCAAGCACGUCGGCGCAAUGGAUAGGCGCAUUUCCAGGAGACUGCCAGAUUGGAGCGGCGAAUCCUGGAUGCAUGAGGUGUUUUUCGAGGAGACGGCCCUGGUUGACACGGGUUUGGUGGACAGCAACAAGCGCCAAAUCGCUAGUAUAGCUGAGCAAGACGGUGAGGAUUUUCCAAGCCGAUCCUCGCCAAAUACCGACUGA
Molecule: messenger RNA, 1207 nt
Organism: Lecanosticta acicola
Lineage: Eukaryota; Fungi; Ascomycota; Dothideomycetes; Mycosphaerellales; Mycosphaerellaceae
Source: the annotation of a GenBank genome assembly